Penicillium hordei is the source of this 483-nucleotide messenger RNA. RefSeq lists its product as uncharacterized. NCBI's taxonomy places the organism in Eukaryota, Fungi, Ascomycota, Eurotiomycetes, Eurotiales, Aspergillaceae. The record is from RefSeq and is a predicted model, not a curated record. Bases 1 to 483 code for a protein of 160 amino acids. The transcript is spliced from 2 exons.
AUGCCCGAUCAGAGGACCCGUGCCUGGCGUAAAGCCGAGAAGCCCCAUUCAGGCGAUCAGACUGCAAUGUCUGGGCAUAAACAAUAUAAAGCCCCACACAGCCCUUCUGGGAAUGCUAUGGUUCGUCUGGUCGACCCAAAUCAGGCUCAUCUCAACUGGACAGAGCGCUGGCACCUGGAUUACUUCCGCAAAAGUGCUCUGCAUCGUCGAUUUGAAGAGGUUGAAACCAAACAAAUUGAUGAUCGAGGAAGCCUGUUGGCUCUUACCCAUUCUGCUAAGGCGAUUACCUGCCUUCAGGGUGAUCUUAUUCAGGAGCAGCCGAGUCGCUUUCACAGAGAAAUAGUGCUCGUAACCUGCGUUAUUUGGAUAAUGCUAGCUCUAUUCCAAGAAGAUGUCUUUGCCGCCCGCUGCCAUUUUCCAUCUGGGUGUAGGCCUGUUCGGGAAUGGGUGGGUGUCGAAUAUGAAAAGAGCCCCAAUGGUUAA